Messenger RNA from Asparagus officinalis (garden asparagus), 1489 nucleotides. RefSeq lists its product as uncharacterized. The record is from RefSeq and is a predicted model, not a curated record. NCBI's taxonomy places the organism in Eukaryota, Viridiplantae, Streptophyta, Magnoliopsida, Asparagales, Asparagaceae. The coding region runs from base 36 to 1076 and encodes 346 amino acids. The transcript has 3 exons.
AAGGAUAUAGUGAUAGUUGUAGGUCUUAUAUUAGAAUGAGGCCUAAAGCUUUUUUCAAACUUGCGGAUGUUAUGCGAAAUCAUGGUUUUUUAAAGGACACAAAACACCUUCAAGUUGAAGAACAACUUGCUAUGUUUCUUUGCAUAGUGGGUCAUAAAACCAAAAACAGAGUAAUAAGGACCGAAUUCAUAAGAUCGGGUGAAACGGUUAGUAGGUACUUUAAUAAGAUCCUACAAGCUAUGAACGGUCUUCGUGAUCGAUACAUGAAGCAAGCACCUAAUGAGAUUCUACCGGAGAUUGUCAACAAUCCAAACUAUUUUCCUUACUUCAAGGAUUGCAUUGGUAUGAUAGAUGGAACACAUAUUGAUGCAAUGUUACCCUCUAAUCUAGUUGCACGGUUUAGAGGGCGUAAAGGUGUAACGCAAAAUGUUUUAGCUGCAUGCACUCCAAAUAAACUUUUCACAUAUGUCCUAGCUGGGUGGGAAGGUGCGGCGAAUGACUAUAGGAUUCUGCAAGACGCGUUGUCUAGACCACAACCUUACGGAUUGAGAGUAUAUGAUGGCAAAUAUUAUCUUUGUGAUGCUGGAUACACUACCAUGCCUGGCUUCAUCUCUCCAUACCGUGGCGUUCGUUAUCACUUAAAGGAACAAAUUGGUAGGACACCCAGAAAUAGUAGGGAGUUAUUCAAUUUAAGACACUCUUCUUUACGGUCUAAAAUUGAAUCAACUUUUGGCACAUUGAAGAAUCGGUUCAAAAUUCUUUCCGCGAAGCCUAAUUACCCAUUCCCCACACAAGUGGACAUCGUCUUAGCAUGUACUAUAUUACAUAAUUUUAUUGCAAUUGAAGAUCCACAAGAUGACAUCUUGAAUGAGAAUGUACUAAUUGAUGAGGAGAAUGAUGACGUGACAAACGAAGAUGAUUCAAGCGUAGUUGACUUCACUCAAUCUAGGACACAAAGAGAGGAGCGUGAUGCAAGAAAUGAAUGGAAGGACCUUAGGGAUCAAAUUGCAUGGGCAAUGUGGGUUGAUUAUUGUGCAAAAUAUAAAGAUGGCGACACCACAGAAAUUGGCUUGUAGUUUUAUUGUUUUCGCAUAUUUCAUAAUUGUGCUUGUAUGAACAAUGUAAUUUCUCAUAUUUAAUUAUGUUUUUUUAUUUCAUAAUUGCACUUGUACGGAUAAUGUUUUUUAUUGUUUUCACAUAUUUCAUAAUUGUUCACAUAUUGCAGCUAUGUACUUCUAAAUUUAUGGCUUGUUUUUAUUAUGACACAUAGGUAUGUCUAACAAAAAGGGAGGAAAAGAAAAUUUGCCCAAUUCACCACAUGCACCACCAAUUGAUUCAGGCGGUAUUAAUGUCAAUUUUGUUUCAUAUCCAAAUCAACCGUUCAAUCCGCCUCAAACAAUGCCGUCUUCUUUCAAUAACCUUUCACUAUUUGAAGGGAACUACAGUGGAAUCAGCCAACAACGUGUUUCAUUCACUAACAUGUUGAACA